CUCGUGGUUGAUAACGAAAAUUUUCAAAGAGUAAAACAAGUAUUACCUCAUCUAUUUUACCCAUUGAAAUUUGUGCAAUGUGUUUGCUGCACAUGUAACUUGCCCUAUUUUGUGUUUCUCUUAGAUUUCAUAUUUCAGCAUGAAACGAGUUAGAAGUGAACAAAUUAAUAGCUAUGUAGGUCAUUAUUUGAAAAGACGACAAUUUAAGGGAGACAGUGAACAUAUAAAUAAGAAAGACCUGAAAGUCCAGCAAACUAUAGAAGAGAUGUCAUUGCAUGAGGCUUGCAAUGCAGCUGUAGGUGUUGACAGUUCUUUCUCAUUUAGCAGCAUCACUGGGGAUGCUACAGCUUGCGAUCAACAGUAUGUCAGAUUUCGCACAUUUAUUCAGGACUCAGUGGAGCCAUACAGGACAGACCUGUUGUUACUUCUGUAUCCAGUUUUUGUGCAUGUUUACCUCGAGUUAAUCUGCAAUGGUCACAAAACUCCAGCCCACAAGUUUUACAGUCGGCACCACUCUUACUUCCUAGAAAACUCAGAGUACAGAAUGAUUGUAGAGGCACUGGCACAGUUAUUUCACAAAGAAGAUGUGUACAGCAAUGACUAUAUUAGAAAAUUUAGGGAAGAUAAAUUCAAAGUGGUCCUGUCAGAAGAUGCUUUACAAUAUCUGUUUCGAUACCUCAAGAACGAGGACAACAUGAUCAUGUUGCAGAUAUUCAACCACCAUAUCCACAUUAAAGUGAAGAUGCCCACAGAUGUGGAGUUAGACCUUCAGGACUUUGUAAACUUCCAUGACCUUGUUCUUCCUUCUGCUCCUGACACCCCACAAAACAAAGUGAUCAGGAAUGAAGUGUCCCUCAGCUCUCUACAACAAAGUAUACAGAAAGUGCGGGAUGGGGCACCAUGUCUGACUUCCAUCUUGUUUUAUACAUUUCUCAAUACACAUCAAGGAUUGUGUUGCACAAGUAUUUCACCAAAUGAGGCACUCAUCUGUGGAGGCUUUGAGGAAAAUUCAAUCAAAAUCUGGAGUUUAACACCAUCAAAAUUGCACCCUAAAAAGGCAGUAGUCAGGACAGACAGAAUCACAAUGGUUGGAGAUUAUUUAGAGGACGUAGAGGAAAAAGAGUGUUCCAGAACGAGACCAAAUGAAGUUAUCACAAUGAGGGCACAUAGUGGUUCUGUUUAUGGAACUGCAUUUACUGCUGAUUCCAAGUACCUGCUGUCUUGUUCAGAGGAUAAAUCAGUACGGCUAUGGGAUCUUGACACUUACAAUAAUGUAGCACUAUACAGAGGACACAGCUAUGCAGUUUGGGAUAUAGAUACAAGCCCCUCAGGCAGCUUCUUUGCCAGCUGUUCACAUGACAGGACAGUAAAGUUGUGGGCAGUUGACAGAACCUAUCCUCUCAGAACAUUUGUAGGGCACACAAUGGAUGUGGAUUGUGUGAAAUUCCACCCUAACUGUAACUAUGUAGCCACAGGAUCUGGGGACAAGUCUGUAAGGUUGUGGAGUGUGCAAGAGGGCAAAUGUGUCCGCCUGAUGCAGGGCCACAGGGGCAGUAUAUACUCUCUGGCCUUCUCUCCUGAUGGACAGAUGCUAGCCUCAGCUGGAGAAGAUAGACGUAUUAGAGUGUGGGACUUAGGCACAGGUUCUAUAAUAAAAGAGCUAAGGGGCCACACAGACAUUGUUCACAGUUUGUGUUUUAACAGAGAAAGCAGUAUGUUAGCAUCAGGUGGUUUAGAUUGUAUGGUGAGAGUAUGGGACGUAAGAAAAGCAGCCAAUUUAAAUGCAAGUGUUUCUGAGGGCCACAUAUCACCAGAACAGCUGGGGUCUUUUUCCACCAAAUCUGCAGCAAUUUACUACUUACGUUAUGGCCAGCACAGUGUGCUGCUUGGAUCUGGGGCUAUACAGUGAGCUGCCACUAUGAUAUUUGAAGAUACACAACGAGAUAGAAAGUACCAAGAUCCAAAGCCAUCUCGCCAAAAUACCUUAUUUUUAUUUAAAAACAUGAUGACAUUUUGUCUGGAAAUCUUGGGUAAUAUGUGGUUAGCAUUUGGGUAGGGUGAGGAAUUAAACCUCCCCCCCCCCACUCCACCCCCUUGGACAGGAGCCCCACCAUGAAGACAGUGAUGUUCCACAUAAGGGCCAUGAGAGAUUAUAUAUAUAUAUA
This is a messenger RNA of Lingula anatina, 2165 nucleotides long. Its product is annotated as TAF5-like RNA polymerase II p300/CBP-associated factor-associated factor 65 kDa subunit 5L. Lineage: Eukaryota; Metazoa; Brachiopoda; Lingulata; Lingulida; Lingulidae. Gene Ontology annotation, cellular component: transcription factor TFIID complex. Gene Ontology annotation, biological process: transcription initiation at RNA polymerase II promoter. Gene Ontology annotation, molecular function: RNA polymerase II general transcription initiation factor activity; protein binding. The record is from RefSeq and is a predicted model, not a curated record.